CGCACUCUCGUUCAUCAGCAAGAGGUGCACAGCUGCAUCAUGCCGCGCCUUUACGGACGUUCUGUCGCCACCGUCGGGUCCGCGCACUACCGAGCGGUCCUCCUGUUGUGGUUCUGUGGCUUUCCACUCCUGGAAUCGAAACGAUGCCCAUGAUCGCCUAGUUGUGCUGGAGUCCCCAGCGGCAAAAAUGUCGACGAAGAACUGCGUCAGAGUAUAUGCUGGCUUUGGACUUGUGGAUCGCCGCUUUAGCCGCACGCUUUUGGUUGUCCUAGUUUUGCGCAGUCUAUUUGGAGAUCGACACCCACUUGCUCCUGCCUUCCCGGAAGAGAGUGGGACUUCUGCCUCCACCGUGCUGUGCCUCUCUGGAGACAGAUCUAUCCAACAUGCUACAUGCUGCAUUAAAUCCUGCUCCCGACGUCCUGCUCCAGACUCCGAUGCAAGUGCGAUUGGCUCUGCUGAUCGCAAUGCGGGUGGUGCUGUGGGCUGCAUGUGGCUGUUGAAGGCAAGGCGUGCUACGCAAAAUGAACCUCCUGAGAACCUUAGGAUCGAUUCGAUAUGCAUCUGUAUCGCAGUGAAUACACUCCGAUUCGACCCAACCUUGGCGGCCACGGGCACGACAUGUUCGUCAAGCCAUCGAGAGACUGAGCUGCGCAUAUGCAACGAGGAAAGAAGCUGUAACGCAGGAUCGAAGCUUUGUGUGCUUGCUAUACCCUAUCAUCCAAAUCGACCUACCUGAGCACUGUGCCGUAUUGACAGAUGUAGUGUAUGGCCAGACAAGGAUCCGAGGUGUGUGGGAGAAAGAGAGCGCGCCUAUGGCCACCACACAUGAGGCUCUAUCGUGUCCUUCUAUACGCCGUCGGUUUAUGUAUAUAUACACGUAUGCGUGCCUCCAACAUGCUAGUCGUUACGUAG
Molecule: messenger RNA, 912 nt
Organism: Baudoinia panamericana UAMH 10762
Lineage: Eukaryota; Fungi; Ascomycota; Dothideomycetes; Mycosphaerellales; Teratosphaeriaceae
Exons: 2
Coding region: 188-736 (182 amino acids)
Source: RefSeq, a predicted model, not a curated record